UUUUGUUUGUUUAGAACAAAUUUUGAAAAAAAUUUAAUUUAUUUUAAAUUUGGUUUUUAAUUUCCACAUAAUCUAAAAAACUGCAUCAAUUUAAUGCAAAAAUGGACACAAAUUUAAAAAUCAUAGAACUUGUCCAAAGAAGACCUAUAUUAUAUACAAAAUGUAAUAAUUUUUCUGCCCGCGCAAUUACAUGGAAAGAAAUUGCUGAUAUUUUAAAAACUGAUGUUGUUUUGGUUAAAAGUCGAUGGCAUCUUCUACGAGCUAAAUUCAUAGAAGAAUAUUCUUCAGUUUUAAAAGGAAACCGAACUGCAUUUAAAUAUUUUGCCGAAAUGUCCUUUCUAACAAAUCACAUCAAUUUGGAAGCUUUUGAAAUGUAUUCCAAAGAAAAUGAUCAAUAUAGAACUGAACCAGAGUUUAAUAUAACUCGAAAAGAUAUUGAAGAUGCAAGUGACGAUGAAGAGACAAGUGAAUUUAUUGAAUUAGAACUUGAUGAUGAAAGUCAUAGGGAAUUGGCACAAAUUCCAUUUAGUGGCUCGGAAGAAGCUGCUACUCAUAAUGUUUAUGUUGAACCAAUUUAUAUUGAUGAGUAUUCAAAUACUUCACAGGGUCAGGAAGAGGAAGAGGAAGAAGAAGAAAUUCAUUCAAACAUUAAAACAAUUCAACAAGAAGUGGAAAUGUUGGUGGACAAUUCACAAUCCCAAGAGGAAGAAGAAGAGACAACUCCGACUAUUGAGUCAGAGCAGCAAGAUGUGGAAAUGUUUGUAGACACUUUACAUUCACAAGAAGAAGAGGAAGUAAUUCAAAAUAUUGAAUCAAAUCAACAUGAAGUAGAAAUUGUAACAGAGGCUUCUCAGUCACAUGAGGAAAGGGAAAUAACUAUGAACAUUAAACCCGAGGAACAAGAAAUGGUGGUAGAUGCCACAGAGUCACAGGUUAAAGUAAAAACUAAUCAAAACCCUAAACCAAAACAACAAGAUACAAAAAUGUUGGUUAAAUCAUCACGAAAAGAAAAAACUCCAAACAAUAAGCCAAAGCAGCAAGAAGUUGAAAAGUUUGUUACAACGCAACAGAAAUCCGAUUCAAGUUAUUUAGCAACAGCGAAUUCACCGUCAAUAAAACCAUCGUCAGAAAAAACUGUUUCUGGGGAUAUUCAGAAAUUAAUUAAAAAAGAAGAUCCUAAAGAAAAAACUGUUGACAAAUUUGAAGUUGCUACAAAAACCUUAGAUCGACAAAGCCCUUGUAAAAAUGAAACUACUCGUGAGCCCACAAAACCUGUAGAAGUAACACAAAAAAAACCUAUUCCAAUUCAAAAAACUGAAACCUAUAGAUGUGAAGAUACUAUUUUUGGUGAACUUGUUACAGCGACGUUACGACAAAUGCAUCCUGAUAAAAAGAAGGCGACGAAGAGGGAAAUAAUGAAUUUACUUUUUACAUGAUAAUUUAUAAUCUAGUUUUAACAAGAUAUAGACUUAGGGCUAGGUUGCAGCCACUGACACUUGAGAAGCUUGUAUUAGAAACUUAAGUACCAUUUCUUUUGUUACAAUGGACAAUGACUUAACGCCUUGCUUCUUUAGUGUUAGGCGUUUUUCUAUUAUAGUUCUGAGCAGAAUCUGAGCUUAUCAAUCUCCCCCUGGUGACUGCCCUCUGAGCUCUCCCAUUUAUUUAGAUGCUGUCGGUACCUUUUUUUGCCUUUUCUUAUCACUAGUUUGGGACACCUCUUAAAUUAUGGA
This is a messenger RNA of Episyrphus balteatus (marmalade hoverfly), 1730 nucleotides long. Its product is annotated as UPF0746 protein DDB_G0281095-like. Gene Ontology annotation, cellular component: nucleus; transcription regulator complex. Gene Ontology annotation, biological process: regulation of transcription by RNA polymerase II. Bases 102 to 1436 code for a protein of 444 amino acids. The record is from RefSeq and is a predicted model, not a curated record. The transcript is spliced from 2 exons. Lineage: Eukaryota; Metazoa; Arthropoda; Insecta; Diptera; Syrphidae.